This is a messenger RNA of Lactuca virosa, 4506 nucleotides long. The record is from the annotation of a GenBank genome assembly. Lineage: Eukaryota; Viridiplantae; Streptophyta; Magnoliopsida; Asterales; Asteraceae.
AAUAUUUCAUUUUUUUUAACCGCCAUUCAUACAGAGAUAUUCGCAGCGAAGGGGAGGAGAGCGGGAGAGAUUGAAAAUGGAGAACACCACCACAACUUCUCCUUCUCCUCCUACGACAUCCAAUCAUGAUACCAAUGCAAAAGUCUUCGCGAAUUCAUCGAAAACCAGAGAAGAAGGCGAGCUUUCUGCUUCGGAAAACGACGAGUUUGCAGGUUCUCAGUUCCCUGAUAGCACCACUCUUCCACGGGUUCCAUUGAACAAGGAUGCAUACAUGAUAGGGAAAUCUGGUCUAACUCGCAAUUCUACAUAUUCUGGUGUGGCUUUAAAAACUUCUGUUCAAUCUAACAAUCGUAAAGGUACAGAGAAGAAUCGAGUGCCAUUUGUGAUUAGUUUUUCAGAUGAUGACAGUGGCAGUGACUCUGAAGAACACAUGGAAAACACAAUUGAAUCUGACGACAUGACAAGGGGAGUUAUGGAGAAUAGAAAAUUACCCAUUUCAGUGGGGAACAGGAAUCCACAAAUGGUGCAAAAGUUUGCCAAAACCAACACCAAAGUACCCAAAAAGUUAUCUGGGAGUCGUACAUUUCUCUCAUCAAUGAACAGAGUUAAUGGAACCUCAUCCAAGAAUAAUAAUGGAAACACAUUUCAUAUCAAGAAAUCUAAUGCCCCUAGCAAAAACAAAGUAGGCCCAAAUGUUCAUAUCAACAGCAGUAAACUCCAAGACCUAAGGCAGUUGAUUGCAAUUCGUGAAAAUGAGUUGAAGAAAGCUUCAAGUUCAAUAAAAAAUAUGAACUCAAAAGGUACUGUUGUUUGGAGCAGAGAUUCUGCUGAACUUAUGGAACCAAAGGAGCCUGAAAAGAAGCGUCUUAAAGUUACUGAGCCUCCUACAAACACCCAAAUGUCUGUUGACCAACAAGAUAGGCCUCCUACAGAGUCAACAUUUGUAGCGGACAUUUCUGCCCCUGAAAGUGAUGGGCCAAAGGGUAGAUAUGAUGGUAGCUAUAGUGACAAAGAUACAGCACAUCCCAGUGUAACACAACAGACAAAAAAAGUGAGAAAUCACAACAUGCCUUUAACUAAUCUCCCAUCAGGUACUGGUAUAAUCAGGAAUAGCAGAAGACAUAACAGGAUCACAAAUAUGGUGGAGUCUUCUGCACCAUUAGUGGCUAAAACCACUAAAACUUCUCCACAUAAACAGGCACGUUUGAAGAAUCCAACUUUCUGGAAUCAUUAUGGUCCCACAAACAUCUCAGAAACUGCUGACAUGGAUCUCAAAUCACUACUUGAGAUUGAAGAACAACAAGAUAAGGAACUAGAUGAAGCUCAAGAACACCGUAGAAAAUGUGAAAUUGAAGAAAGAAAUGCCCUAAAAGCAUAUCGAAAGGCCCAAAGGGCAUUAGCUGAAGCCAACACUAAAUGUGCCUAUCUUUACCAUAAACGCGAAUUAUUUUCAGCUAAUCUUCGGUCUCAUGUCAUGGAAGACUCAACCAUGUUCUGGUCAAACUCAAACAUGCCAAUGCCAUGUCAGCACACUGGACCAAAGUUGAUUACUACUGAAUCAUGUGGUGAACCUGAUACUAGCACAUCAGAUGAGCCUCAAGAAGAAGAAGAAGAAGAAGAAGAAGAAGAUAAAGCAAACGAUGUUUGUUCUUCACUUCAUGAUGAUGAUGAUGAUGAACAGACAUCUGCAUUUGAGCUUAAAGCUGCUGAUUCCAGUCUAGAUGAAGGAACGUGUAGCGAAAGGAGUCAAAGGACUAAAAAUGAAAAUUCAAUAUCCGUGGUGGACCCCACUGAGGAUUCAUUGCUUCUAGAAGCAACUUUGAGGUCUCAACUGUUUGCUAGGUUAGGCAAUAGAAUUCCCAAGAAGAUGGAAUCUGUUCAGAGUCGGAACAUGGAGCUGGCUGUAGAAAGAGAAGAUGGGGAAAUAAUGGAAGCUUCCGGAAACUUCUAUGAAUCUUUGACUGAUCCGAUUCUCAGGAGUGCUUUCAGUCAUGUAAAGUUAAAAAAAACAGACGAGACGAAAGUUGUUGAUGAAGAGGUUUGUGGGGCCCAACACCAACAGCCUACUGAUAUUACUGAUUUUGUUUCCAAUUCAAAGUUGGACAUUAAUGUUGGUGAAAUUGGUUCUUAUUCCAACAAUUUACCAAUCGACCCCUCAUGGCCUCUUUGCAUGUUUGAGCUACGAGGUAAAUGCAACAAUGAUGAGUGUCCAUGGCAACAUCUUAAAGAUUAUUCAUCCAAUGAUGGUGAAGGUGGAAUAGUAUUGAAGAGUGGAAAUGGUUGUGUUCCUUUGGCUCCACCUACUUACCUUGUGUGUUUAGACAGCUUGAAAGCUGAGUCACAUCCUUAUAAGUAUCUUUUAGCUCAAACUGUUGAACAACGUUGGCAGAAGUAUUUCAGUGCUUCAUUGGUUGUUUCAACUUCAUUCCUUGUAGAUCUGCACUCAGAUGAACCAUAUCUUCAUGGCCCUGAAACACGCAUUGAAGUCCAUGGAGGUUGGAAUAGGCAAUCAUCAUAUUUCCAUAGUCAAAAUCUCAAAGAAGGUCUGCCAGAUCAGCAUAUGGAUGACACUGAUCAACCACUUGAAAUGGCUCUUCUUAAACUCACUAGAGAUGUCAACAAACAGAAGGGACGUAGAGAGGCUCUUAUAGUCCUGGCUCGAGCCCUUGAGGAACAUCCUACAUCUGUACUUCUAUGGAUUGUAUAUUUGCACAUUUACUAUAGCAAUCAGAAGUCAAUUGGAAAAGAUGACUUAUUUCACUAUGCUAUUGAGCACAAUGACUCAUCAUAUGAGCUAUGGCUGAUGUUCAUCAAUAGCCGGGAAAAACUUGAUGACAGAUUACACGGGUACAACACUGCCAUGUCAGCACUAUGUCGUCAUGCAUCUGUUCCUGAUUUCAAUAGCGCGUGCAUAUUGGAUCUUUUUUUACAAAUGAUAAAUUGUUUAAUUUCUUCUGGAAAAGUCAACAACGCGAUCCGAAAAGUAUACGAUCUCAUACCCUCAACAAAAAAUCCAUCCGAUUUCAAUAUCCAAUCACACCUAACAACCUCUGACAAAUGUGUCCUAUGGAUCUGUUCCAUAUACUUGAUCAUGUACAAAAAACUGCCCGAAACCAUACUCCAGCAAUUCGAAUGCCCGAAAGAGCUGCCCGGACUUCAAUGGCAUUCUGUCAAUUUAACCCUUGAUGAAAAACAGCAAGUUGUCGCCUUAAUGGAACUCAUCAGUGACUCUCUAACUCUCAAAGAAUCCCAGUCCUACCUUUUUGCUCUUAAUCACAUCCGAUGUACAGCUGUACUUGAAGGUUUCGACUCUACCAAGAACCUGUUGAACAAGUAUUUACAGUUAUACCCUUCGAGUAUUGAACUCGUGCUUCUGUCGAUACGGGUCAACGAGUUUGACCCGGUCAAUGUCGACUCAGCUUUCGAACACGCUUUAACGAAUUGGGCCGGGAAACCUGGCGUACAGUGUAUUUGGAACCAAUAUGCCGAAAACGCCCUUCGGAAUGAAAAAACCGAUUUUGCAAAAGAGCUAAUGGAACGAUGGGUUUUAAAUAGUUCGAGCCAGGGUGACAUUGUGUUUGGACUUCUCAACCUCUCACUUCAUAAACAGUUACAAAACGAACACACAGAAGCCCAAAUUGCAAUCCAACAAGCCUUAGAAGUUGCCUCUGUUAAAGACUAUAUCCAUUGUGUCAGUGAGCACGCGCUGUUUUUUCAAAAAAACGGAUCCGAUUUGAGCAAACCGGUUGGUUUCUUGACCCGGUUGAACCGCUAUGUAACCGAUUCACGUGCCACACGCCCUCAAGAGCCACUCUCGAGAAACUUCAUCAAAACCAUCAAAAACCCUAAAAUUCAAAAACUCAUGAACAAUCUUUUGAGUCCGGUUUCAUCCGAUUUCUCGUUAAUGAACACGGUUCUCGAAUCGUGUUUUGGCCCGUGUCUUGUCCCGUUUGAAGUUUCUGAAAAAGCAGCGGAAUUUGUGGAUUUUGUGGAAGGUUUGAUGGAGUUGAGGCCCGGGAAUUAUGAGCUGGCACUUUCUCUGUGUAAGAUGCUUACACAAUCAAGUGCCAGUGCUGGUAUCAGUAACAGUAACGGUAACAGUGUUUGUUUUUGGGCGGGGUCGGUGUUGAUGAAUUGUCUGUUUCAGGCGGUUCCGGUGGCACCGGAGUCUGCGUGGGUGGAGGCAGGGGGGGUGUUAGGGAAGAUGUUGGAGUUUAAGUCGAUUUUGGAGAGUUUUCACAAAAGGGCGUUAUCGGUAUACCCGUAUUCGUUGAAACUGUGGAAAUCAUACCUUGGGUUAUGUGGUAAUGAGGCAAAUGCAGUGAUUGAGAUGGCUAGGGAAAAGGGGAUAAACCUUUGAUUUUAGGUUUGAUAGGAGGAAAGUAAGAAGGUAUAGAAAAGUAUACUACUAAAGAUAGGAAUAGGAAUAGGAAUAGAAAUAGAAAUAGAAAUAGAAAGGCAAUGUCUGCAAAUGGCUAUACAGUUUGUUGUGUUUUGAUCAUGUGA